UUGCCACUUCCGCUUUUACUUUUUUUGUUUCCUUAAAGAAAUGUAGGUUAGAAUGGUUCGAUUGUGAACACAUCUCACACACAUAGUUGACAUAGCCUAGGCCUAGGAAAGUAGAUUAACCUAGAUCUAGUAACAGUGAAACACGAUGUCCUGACUAAUUGAAUAACAAAUGCAGAAAGUUUAUAAAGCACCAGUGGUAAAGGCUAAAGAACAGCCUGGUGUUAAAGAUGGUUCAUUUUGUAAGUACACACACAGAGUAUGUAUGCAGAAUUGUAUGGAUGGGUAUGAAUACUGCAUCCGACAUAUCUUGGAAGAUAAGACAGCACCCUUUAAACAGUGCACAUUUAUGACAAAGUCUGGCAAGCGAUGUCCAGUAGCUGCUCCAAAGCAAGACAGAAAAGAUGGAUACUGUGCUGAACAUGCCAAAAAGUCUGUCAUGGCCAGACAUAAAUUUGCGCGUAAAAGGAAACCGAAAGAGACAACAGAGAGUUUGCUUGAAGAACUUGUCUCUGGGAACAAUGGUGCUCUUGAAGUGGCCAAUAAUGAACAUCGCAGAGGAAAGUCACACAGCGACAGUAUUGCAAGUAAAGCAUUGGAAUAUGCAAGCUCCAGUGAUUCAGAGAGUGAUCUUCAUCUACUAGACCAACUUUGGAGGGAUGAUGAAGACACAGAUGCAGAGAGCAUAGACAGUGACCAAGAGGACAUUCUCAAGUACGCAGGAAUUUAUACAGCCGAGGAGGUAGCCCAAAUAUUGAGAGACAAGUUGAUACGCUUGCAGGCUUUGUACAUUGAUCAGUUUAAAAGAUUGAAACAUGUACUGUUCAGUAAGAGGCGGGAGUACUUGGAGUCUUUUCAAUCUGAGAGAGAUAGAUAUGGAAGCAUGAAACUCUAUAAGAAUGACAUUCGUCAAAGAAACAAGUAUGAUAAACUCUGUGCUAUGAAGCGAUAUCGUAAAAAGUUUGGAAAGGAAGCGCUUCUUCAAAAACAAGCAACAGAACGUCGCAUGCAGAUGACAGAAGGAGCUACAACACAAUCAGCAGCCCAUUAUCAUAAGUGUGUCUUUGUAGAUGAAGGUUUGAGAUGUAACAGCAGAGUGGUUCCUCUCAGUAAAUUUUGCCAGAAGCACAUACUGCAUGACCCAGCCCAGGUGUUGUACAGGCCAUGCCCAUUUGCUGAUAGUCAGUGUGGACGUCCUGUUCCUGUGAUACUGAACACAGACUUUUGUUCCCUGCAUCAACCUGUGCCUUUGUUACAAAAUGUAGAGCACAUUGAAGUAGAGGAAGACAUCAAACCAAAGCUAGAGAACUUACAUGAGGGCAUUGAUGGACCUUCUCAUUGUUCAAAAAUAUCGGUUCCUGACAAUUCACCAACAUUGAAAGAGGAAGUGAGGCUUGAGGUCAAGGACGAGACAGAAGUAUCCCCGCCUUUGUCUGUAGAUCCAACACUUAGCAGAGGUGUUUUGUUUACUUUAGGUGAGGAAGAGGAAGAAGCAGAUGAUGGACAGGCAAGGUGAUACACAUUCUGUAGGAAGCAAUUUUUUCUUCCCUUUUGUACGUGACAAGCUACUCAUGGAGUGUGCAACUUUAUUGCGUUCUCAGGUUCUCAUCAGUACCAACGUGUUCAUUUAGGCAGCUUUUUUUUUUACAUUGUCCAUAUUUGUCAUAAGCUACAAACUGGUUAAGAGCAUUAGGCAUUUUCUCAUAUUUGUUUGAAGACAUCUUCUGGCAUUAGAAACAUGCUUGACAUUUCUGUCCUAUUAUUAUAUGGUAUUAAAAAAAUCUAAAUUUUAGGUUUGUAUUUGUAUAGACACAUUUGAUGUGUUCUGUCAAUGUGUGAGAAGAGAAACAAAGGAGAACUUGACAUCAAUGAAAGAGGUGAAUAUAAUUGCUGAGAAUGUACAUACAUUAAAUGUUCAGUAAAACUU
Molecule: messenger RNA, 1924 nt
Organism: Biomphalaria glabrata
Lineage: Eukaryota; Metazoa; Mollusca; Gastropoda; Planorbidae
Product: KAT8 regulatory NSL complex subunit 2-like
Exons: 9
Coding region: 170-1513 (447 amino acids)
Cellular component (GO): NSL complex
Source: RefSeq, a predicted model, not a curated record